Messenger RNA from Theobroma umbraticum, 1534 nucleotides. RefSeq names its product F-box/RNI-like superfamily protein. Gene Ontology annotation, molecular function: protein binding. The record is from RefSeq and is a predicted model, not a curated record. Lineage: Eukaryota; Viridiplantae; Streptophyta; Magnoliopsida; Malvales; Malvaceae.
CCAUUUGAAACAAUUCUAACAUCUUCCAAAUCUGCAGUCUUGUUAUUUUUUUUUUUCCACUUCGUUUUCGCAGAUGGAGGAUCUACCACCACCUCUUGUCGUGGAAAUCCUGAAUCGACUCACCGAUUCCACCGACCUUGCUCGGUGCCGACUCGCCUCCAAAACACUAAACUCCCUCUCACACGAGGUCCGUUCUGUUAACCUCCUAUGCAAUUUGUCUCGCUACCUUAAAUCCCGUUUGCCGGAGACCAAGGCCCACGUCACUCCUUUCAAGGCAAUCUUCAACAACCUUGUCCGCGAAUCUCGAUGUCUUAACUCAGUGUCGAUCGGAGUCGAUAAGUCGCUCAGGGAAAUCUCGUACGAUGACGUGGAUGACGAGUCGGAUGAUUUGUACUUGACCGAUGUGGGGUUUGUGAAGGAGUGGUUGCCGACAAUUUGCGGGGAGCUAAGGAAGUUGUCGAUUUCGGAUUUUUGGAUCCAGUCUUGCUGGAGGAAAUCUGAUGUUUUGAGCUUGAUUUCUUCAUGUUGCAAUAAUCUUAUGGAACUAGAGCUGAAGAAUGCUUGGCUUUCAGUUGAUGGAUUGAAUCCGAUGACUAGGCUUACAAAUUUGACACUUGAGUUUAUUAGGCUUGAGGAUGAGGACCUAAGCAAAAUUAAUGAUUGCUUUCCUUCUCUUCGAGUUCUGAAUUUGGUUGGUGUUGGAGGACUUAAAGAUCCGAAGAUUCAUCUCUUGCAUCUUCAAGCCUGCUUAUGGACAGUCUCAAAUGCUCCGCUUUCUUUGACUAUCUCUGCUCCCAACCUGGUGAGCCUCAGACUGAAAUGUGUUAAGCCAAAAUCACUUGUACUUGAUACCCCAUUGUUGUCUGAUUUCCAUCUUUCAGUUGAGGAGGUGUAUGAUUUUAGAGUGAAAGAGUUUUGUAAUUUGGAAAACUUUCUGCUUGAAUCUUCAAGUCUUUGUAGCCUCCUUGGCAUGUUUACGUCUGGGAAAUCAAUUAAGAAGCUGACAGUGGAUUCUCUCAAAUGGAAUGAAGCUCUUGAAACAAGAAAAUUUGGCUUGGAAGCAUUGUUUGAUGUGUUUCCGAAUGUAAUAUCUCUUAAUUUAGGCCCUGGGGCUUGGUCAGAAGCAGAGAUUUGCUUUCGCAAAGGAGGUUUGAAAGAUAGGAAUGCAAUGAAGGAGUUGACAGAGAUUGUGGCACAUUUAGUUGUGUACGAUAUUGAAGUUACCCUCUCAUUUAUUUACUCUAUCUUGGAUAAAUGCACCAACUUAUCAGACAUGGCAUUACUCCUCCACCCUAAAGAAGAUUCUAGAGCUGCUAGUAGCCUCAUCUCUAUGUGUACAACUUAUGGUCCUAGAGUAAGAUGGAGAUGGGGAAUGUGGAAGGAAGGAUCAAAAGAUACCUGGGUCUCUGUUGGCAUUUAAUUUGGUAAUCCUCCUUUCUUGGAAGGAAAUAGGACUGCUUAAUCUUUUGUACUAUCUGUCUGUUGUUUCUCUGGUUUAACCUUCCCAAUGAAAAGCAAGGCUCUUUUUCAGCAA